Messenger RNA from Lodderomyces beijingensis, 1161 nucleotides. The record is from the annotation of a GenBank genome assembly. Lineage: Eukaryota; Fungi; Ascomycota; Pichiomycetes; Serinales; Debaryomycetaceae.
AUGGCUACGAGAUUUGGUAACUCGGAUAUUCACUACAACAAGGACUUUGAUGACGUUGACGAAGAAGGUGUUUUGGUCAUAAACAAGACCAACAGAGACCAGGCAAAAUACCCCGAGUUUUUGCCAACAUGGGAUCCUAGACACAAAUACCCGCCAUUGAAGUUCCACAAAUACAUCGACCCUGCAAGCAGAGCCGACCCAAGUUUCCCCAACUUGUUCCCCAAGGAUAAAGACUACACAAUUACCAGAAUCACCCCGAAAUUCGGAUCUCAGAUUGAUGGGAUCCAACUAUCCCAAUUGAACGAUGCAGGCAAGGAUGAGUUGGCUCUCUUGUUGGCACAAAGAAAAGUCUUGUUGUUCAAUGACCAGGAUUUUGCAAGCCACGGCCCCGGGUUUGCAGUUGAAUUUGGCAAAUACUUUGGUCCGUUGCACAUCCACCCAAGUUCAGGUUCCCCUAGAGGUCACCCUGAGUUGCACAUUACAUACAGAAGACCAGAGAAGGGGGAGUUGGAAAAAGUCUUUUCUGAUAGAACGACAAACACUGGCUGGCACAGUGAUGUCACUUAUGAGUUGACCCCAAGCAGAUUCACCGUUUUCCAAGUGUUGGAGAGUGGCGAUGGUGGUGACACUGUUUUUGCCGAUACUGCUGAAGCCUAUAGAAGACUAUCUCCAGCUAUGCAAAAGAGAUUGGAAGGGUUGCACGUUUUGCACACCAGCGAAGACCAAGCUGCCAAUUCGACAUACCAAGGCGGUGUCGAGAGAAGAAAAGCUGUGUCAAACAUCCAUCCCUUGAUUAGACUAGACCCAAUCACCGGUGAAAAAUCAAUCUACGUCAAUCGCGCGUUUGGAAGAAGAAUCGUUGAGUUUAAGAAGGAAGAGAGCGAUUACAUGUUGAACUUUUUGUACGACGUGAUUGAAAAGAGCCAGGAUUUGCAAUUGCGAGUGAAUUGGGAAGCCGGCAAGAGAAACAAGGUUGCCUUGUUUCACAACAGCGGUGUUUCGCACACGGCCACAUUUGACACUGAGGACGGUGAAGUUAGGCACGCUUACAGAAUCAGUGUCUUGGGCGAGCGCCCUAUUGCCAAUCUUGAGGAUUUGAACAAGGAGGAGUAUAGUCCUGGGGACUUGGAGCAAGCUUUGAAAGGAAUCAAGCCUAAGUAA